Messenger RNA from Neurospora tetraspora, 3150 nucleotides. RefSeq names its product prion-inhibition and propagation-domain-containing protein. Lineage: Eukaryota; Fungi; Ascomycota; Sordariomycetes; Sordariales; Sordariaceae. The coding region runs from base 1 to 3150 and encodes 1049 amino acids. The record is from RefSeq and is a predicted model, not a curated record. The transcript is spliced from 8 exons.
AUGGAGCCAGCCGGUUUGGCCUUGGGCGUCAUUGGACUUGCAGGCAUAUUCAAGAGCUGCGUUGAGCUUUUUGGGUAUUUUUCUACUUAUCGUUCCUACGGCCACGACUACAUUCUUCUGGACGCCAAGCUUCAUGUUGAGAAAGCUGUCUUACUGCAAUGGGCAGACCGCGUGCGUCUGCUUCACGAUGACUAUGACCGACGACUCGACAACCCUACCAUCCGAGAAGCUGUAUCUGAGAUACUCUCCUACAUCAUACACCUCCUGAGUGAGAGUUCCUCUCUCCAACAGCGAUAUGGUAUGAAGGAGGCGGAGGCAUCUCCUCCGCAUCCACCCAAGCCUCAGAACCAGACAAUUGGCGGAUCUCUUAUGGAAAAGUUCAUGGAUGACUACAAUGCCAUGCAAGUCCGAAUGCACCAACGGAAGGCCACCACAUCCACGUCGAGCAAGUUGAAGUGGAUGAUCGUGGACAAGGACAGAUUCAACGCCCUGAUCGAGGACCUAUCCCAUUUCACUUCCAGAUUGGAUCGGGCCGUCUCUUUAUUGGCGUCAUUGCUGAGACACGAGAUGGCGUCCAUUUACAAGGAGAGUUCCAAGACGGUCCUUCAACAAGCAACCGACGACCGUUUGGGAAAAAAUGCCAUACUCCAGGAGGCCCAGGACCAAGAUAAAGCCUUGAAGAGCCUAUGGUUUCGCUGCAUGGGUGACAGAAAGGACAGUGUUUCACCUGCCCACGUCAAGACUCUUCAAUGGGCGCUGAAGCCCGCUUGCGAGAGGGAAGGAAGGGAAGCGGAGUGGGACGAUCUGUCUGAAUGGCUUCGAUCGGGGACAGGCUUAUACUGGAUUUGCGGUAAAGCUGGCAGCGGAAAGUCCACGCUGAUGAAACACCUCCAUGACAACCCUGACACGAGAGCGCCAUUGAAAGCUUGGGCAGGAGACUUGCCACUCUCAACUGGUUCAUUCUUUUUCUGGGGAUUGGGACGGCAAGAGCAAAAAUCUCUCGAGGGACUUUCUCGAGCACUCCUGUACCAGCUUUUGGAGGCCGAAUCCUCAUAUAUUCCCUCCGCUCUGCCACGGCUGUGGCAGGAAAUCCGAACUGAUGUUGAGAAAGUCCCCGCGCCACCUUCAAGCGGGGAGCUGAGGGCCGCAUCUGAGUUCAUGGUCAAGAACUUUCAACCUAAACGCCGAUUUUGCUUGUUCAUCGACGGGCUAGACGAAUUUGAAGGGAACUUUCAUGACGCGAUCAAGGGUCUCUGCUCCAACUCAGAAAUCAAAAUCAUCGUCUCCAGCCGGCCUAUAGCGAUCUGUUACGAUGCCUUCUCUCGCCUUCACAUGGAACAUCUUACAAGCAAUGACAUUAAGGAGUACAUACAGGACACCGUGGGCUCACACGCUUACAUGGAAGUUCUUACGGCCUCUGGCGAACAAUCACCAAACAUGAUUACAAAUAAGCUCAUUGAAAAGGCUUCAGGUGUUUUUCUGUGGGUCAUAUUGGCUUAUGGUUUUGCGGCACAUGACACUCUGUGUCGACGAGUCGACGACCUCCCACCGGAGCUGGAGGACCUUUUUGUGCACAUGCUCAAUAGUGUCGACCGUCGUUACCACGAACAGAUGGCGAAGACGUUGAAGAUACUUUACUCAGAAUACCGAGCCCGUGAUAGUUCUGACGCUGGAUUGAAGACAAUCAAACUCGCUUGUUUCAACAGGAACGAUAUGGACUGUACGUCAAAUCUUCCACUCGAAAGCUUUCCAGUACACGAAGCACGCAAGAUUUGUCUCGCAAUGGUGGCCAGAUUACGAAGUCGCUGCGGCGGCCUUUUGCAGACAGUGCCUAGAUGGGGAUGGGGUCAUGGAGUGAUUGACUCCAACGAUCGCCUACCUUACAGCCUAAAGGACAAGGUCUGUUGGUGUCCAUUGAGGGAAAAAUGUCCCCAGGUCGGAGAGGGCUCCCAUCCUUUGUCACCCAAAUACAAGGUUGGGGAUUUUGCGGAGCAUUCCCAGAUCGAGUUCAUACAUCGGGCUGUCUUUGAAUUUUUGGAUAACCCAAACGUUUGGAAUCUGCCUCCGCUUCGGAUAUCAGAUCCUACCUUCAGUGCGGCUUGCGCAAUAGUGGGCAUGGAUUUGCAGCUGUACUAUCUGUAUUGCAAAAACGGUGCCGAGACAGAUGCGACACUAGAUUGGCUACUCAUGAUCGACAAUAAACCACUCGAAUGUGUUGUUCCCGUCCUGGCAAAACUUGCGGACUGUGUGAGUCUGAGAAUUGCACAAAAGGAUUACACAACCGAAGAAACGAUACAGCCAUCCUUCUCCUCAUUCUUGAAACCAGCCUAUGAUCGGUCAUCACUUCAACUGUCACUCCUCAUGGCGGUAGAGUUGGGCUUGGUAAAUACUGUCGGUAGUCUGCUUCCAACUGUCGGGCCGCGGCCGCUGGGUCCGCGGUAUUUCCCGUUCCCAAUCCUUUACCAUUCAGUGAGAUCGCCCCUUCUCUAUUCUAUGAUCGGUUACUUGUUGUCGCAAGGCUUCCCUCCGAACGAACUUUUUGCAGACGAGCGGGGCCUGCCCACCACACCCUGGAGAAGUCUCAUAGUACUUGAGCAGAAAUUUUGGCAAACAAGGGACAAAGACCCUCCUUACAAGUCCUUCCUAACAAGAAAGUCUACUCACGACAUGAUGAGGUCGUUCAUUGAACAUGGAGCAGAGCUGGACUAUGUCGUCCCUGGGAUUUCGACCGUAGAAGAGUUUUUCAACAGUAAAUUUGUUGCUUUUCUCCCCGAGGACCCGAGUCCCAAUGCCAUCGCGGAAAGAAGAAGGUAUGACAAUCCGAACGGCCAAUUGCCCUUACAAAAUCACUUAACACUUCGCUCCUUGCGCUUGGCCAGGAUCAUGGCGGCUGAAACGCUUGCAUCGUCCGCGGGUUCAGAACAGGAUAAGGGACCGGACACUCAGCUUGACGGCAGCCUUGAUACCCAAGCUGAUAAGAAGGUGGACGGCAACGGCAAGGCUGACACUGGAAGUAACCCCAAGCCUGAUAUAGGUCGCAAAGUCAACCUCAAAGCCGUCCAAGAACCGUUGUGGUGGCUUUUGGUCGUUGUCAUACUAGCCCUGAGUAUAUACAUGAAGUCUGGCUUUCUGAGCCAAGUGGAAUCAUAG